AACCCUGAAUUUGACAUGUGAACCUUUUGAACAUGUGCAUCUCCAUGCACGUGUAUAAUAAUAAUAAUAAUAAUAAUACAGUAAUAACGUCAAGAGGAUUAUGUUAGGUCUGCGUAUACACUAUAUACUGUACUGUACAUCCCCCAUAUCCCCCUAUUAACAGUAUUAUGUAGUAUUUAUAUAUAUAUAUAUAUUAUUAUUAUAUUGAGGCUGGGGAUCCCAUUUUUUUUUCUAAAUUUAGCAAACUGUGAUCCCUGAGGCCCAAAGGUUAAAGUCCCGUGAGCCGGGGCAGAAAUAAUCAGCAGCUGUCGCAUCCUCGACCUGUCUGGCCUCACAAGACACUCCUCUGAUCUCUGUUGUGGGAAAGUGACAGCAGAACGGAACAGAAGGGACACAAACCAGGUUUUACUCCACUAAGGGAAGGACCUUAAUGGCUCCAGGACGUAGGUAAAGGCCUGACGGGCAGUGGCGAAGUAGACCAGUGUGAAUUUCCAUCUUUAGAUUUUGCUGACUAGUGCCACCGGACGCCCCCUCUCACCUCUCGCAACGAUUUUUAAGGAGAGCAACGCUAAAGGCUGCAUCUGCUGGGCAACGCUAUGCAGAGGUGUCCCCAGUCCGCUCCAGCCGCUCGGCAACACACGAGUGAAGCUAAGUCACCUGAUACGACCUUGUUUGACGACCUUGGAUGCCGUGAGCAGCUGGAGCCCAGGCACAGCCAGGACUCAGAGGACCCCAGAGAAUACUGUUAUGGUGGGUACCAUCCUGUCCAGAUAGGUGAUGUGUUUAACAGGAGAUACCAAGUGGUUGCUAAGCUUGGCUGGGGCUACUUUGCCACUGUCUGGCUCUGUCUGGACCUCAGAGCGGGUCGUCGUGUCGCUGUGAAGGUCCUCAAGAGUGGAGCUGGCUUCACCCAGGCGGGACAGGAUGAACUGGCUCUCCUACGAUGUGUUGGUGGCCCUGUGCGUCGUCAUCCCUCCGGCCGGCGAAUUGUUCAGCUGCUUGAUGAAUUCAAGCUGGCCGGGAUCAACGGGGUCCACAUGUGCCUGGUCUUAGAGCUGCUGGGACCCGACCUGAGAAGUUGGCAAUUGUGUUUUGGGAAACCGGGACUGUCACACACGCGUGUCAAACAAGUUCUUACACAGGUUCUGCAAGGCCUCGACUACCUCCACACUCAGUGUAAAAUCAUCCACACUGACAUCAAGCCAGAAAACAUCCUGCUGUGUCUGGAGCAGCAGCCUCACAUCCUACCAGCAGGGGGCGGCAGCUCCUGCUCUGCUCUGACUGGGAAGGAGGCCAAGUCCACAGAGAAUAAACAGGUGAACCCACGCAGCUUAAAGGACAUGACGGUGAAGAUCGCUGACCUGGGCAGCUCCUGCUGGGUGUACAAACAUUUCUGCGAGGAGAUCCAGACCCGUCAGUAUCGCUCCCUCGAGGUUCUACUGGGCUCUGAGUACGGCCCGCCCGCGGACAUCUGGAGCGUCGCUUGCUUGGCCUUCGAGUUGGUCACUGGAGACUCUCUGUUUGAGCCGAAAGCUGGCGAGUUCGUUUCCCUGGAGGAAGACCACAUCGCUCAGAUCAUGGUGCUGCUUGGUAAAAUACCACCUUCCAUUGCUUUGUCGGGUAGAUACUCUAUGGACUACUUCAGUCGUACAGGUGACCUGCGUUGUGUCGGUCCACUGAGGCUCUGGAGCCUUUAUGACGUUCUGGUGGAGAAGUACCACUUCCUGUUGGAGGAGGCGUCUGGAUUCUCUGACUUCCUCCUCCGCAUGUUGGAUUAUCAUCCGGACAGACGGGCCACGGCUGCUCAGUGCCUGCGUCACCCCUGGCUGAACUUGUGAUGGCCUCAUCAAAGCCCCAGAGGCUUCUUCCCCAUCCGCAGUUGGAUGCUUUUAGCAGCUGUACCGGUCCAGAUUCAGAGCUUCUUUACACUUUAAUACUAAAGAAAGAAAGAGUUGUCAGUCACGCCGAUUUGUGGGCUCUGUCUGUGAACUGGGCUCUUGUCCCUACUCAGCCUUGGACACCAUUAUGCACUAUGAGCAAGUGAUUCUAAAAUGCCCAUUGCUGCACUCACAGACCUGCCUCCACUAGGCAGCGUGGAGUUGGAGGCUCACUUUGAGAGCAGCUCGUGAUGUAUUAGUAAAGCUGUGCAGCAAUCGAUGAUCUUGCAAAGCAACUGUGUUUUAAAUAUACUUUUGCCAGAUCAAUCACA
Betta splendens (Siamese fighting fish) is the source of this 2209-nucleotide messenger RNA. RefSeq names its product SRSF protein kinase 3. Gene Ontology annotation, biological process: protein phosphorylation; regulation of mRNA processing; spliceosomal complex assembly. The record is from RefSeq and is a predicted model, not a curated record. Lineage: Eukaryota; Metazoa; Chordata; Actinopteri; Anabantiformes; Osphronemidae. Bases 597 to 1838 code for a protein of 413 amino acids. The transcript is spliced from 13 exons. Gene Ontology annotation, molecular function: protein kinase activity; ATP binding.